AUGGCCAAGCCAUUCUUCUCUCUAGCUGCCCUCCUCUUGCUCCUCAACUUGGAAGCCUUGCUUCUUCUCCCUACCUCCCUCGCUUGCCCCUCCUGCUCUCACCCUCCUCCGCCUUGCCCUCCGCUGCCACCUCACCACCCUCCUAAGCCGCCGGCCGUCAAGCCACCGCACGUGCCCAAGCCUCCUCAUGCAAAGCCACCGCCGAAGCCACCGGUCGUCAAGCCGCCUCAUGUUCCCAAGCCACCUCACGUACCCAAGCCGCCCUACGUGCCCAAGCCGCCGGUCGUCAAGCCACCACCCAAGCCGCCGGUGGUAAAGCCGCCCCAUGUGCCCAAGCCGCCGGUCGUGAAGCCACCCCAUGUGCCCAAGCCACCGGUGGUGAAGCCGCCCCAUGUGCCCAAGCCGCCGGUCGUGAAGCCACCCCAUGUCCCCAAGCCGCCCAUUGUGCCUAUGCCGCCGGUGGUGCACCCGCCGCCGAUUCCCAAGCCGCCGGUCGUGCCCAAGCCACCAAUAGUCUACCCACCACCGAUCCCCAAACCACCGGUUGAACCCACGCCACCCAUUGUCCAUCCACCAAUCCCCAUGCCGCCCGUGGUUCCCAACCCACCACCAAUUGUGUACCCUCCCCCGGUCACGCCGAAGCCGCCACCGGUCGAGCCGCCCAAGCCACCGGUCAAGCCACCAACGCCACCCAAGGAGCCGCCUUGCCCUCCGCCGCCGCCGCCAGUGCCAUCCUACCCGCCGCCGAAGCCGGAGACUUGCCCCAUCGACACUCUCAAGCUGGGGGCGUGCGUGGACUUGCUGGGCGGGCUGAUCCACGUGGGGAUCGGGGAGAGUGCCAAGUCGACCUGCUGCCCGGUUCUCGAAGGGCUCGUGGACCUCGACGCUGCGUUGUGCCUCUGCACCACCAUCAAGUUGAAGCUGCUCAACUUGAACAUCGUCCUCCCCAUUGCUCUCGAGGUCCUCGUUGACUGUGGCAAGACUCCUCCCCCUGGGUUCAAGUGUCCCUCCUAA
This is a messenger RNA of Linum tenue, 1014 nucleotides long. NCBI's taxonomy places the organism in Eukaryota, Viridiplantae, Streptophyta, Magnoliopsida, Malpighiales, Linaceae. The record is from the annotation of a GenBank genome assembly.